Python bivittatus (Burmese python) is the source of this 14085-nucleotide messenger RNA. RefSeq names its product dynein cytoplasmic 1 heavy chain 1 (gene DYNC1H1). NCBI's taxonomy places the organism in Eukaryota, Metazoa, Chordata, Lepidosauria, Squamata, Pythonidae. The record is from RefSeq and is a predicted model, not a curated record. Gene Ontology annotation, cellular component: axonemal dynein complex. Gene Ontology annotation, molecular function: ATP hydrolysis activity; dynein light intermediate chain binding; ATP binding. Gene Ontology annotation, biological process: microtubule-based movement.
CUCCGCGGCGGAGCGGCUCGGGAGCGGCUCUAACGGCUCGCGCUCCAUCCACCUCGACGGCGGAGAAGCCUACCAGCCAUGUCUGAUUCGGGCGGCGGCGGCGGCGGGGAGGACGGCGGCGGCCUGGAGGCGACCGGCUCGGCGGUGCAGAAUGUGGCGGACGUGUCGGUGCUGCAGAAGCACCUGCGUAAGCUGGUGCCACUUCUGCUGGAAGACGGCGGGGAGGCCCCGGCCGCCCUCGAAGCGGCGCUGGAGGAGAAGGGCGCCGUGGAGCAGAUGCGGAAGUUCCUCUCGGACCCGCAAGUCCACGCAGUCCUGGUGGAGCGCUCCACGCUCAAGGAGGAUGUUGGUGAUGAAGGAGAGGAAGAAAAAGAAUUUAUUUCUUAUGGGAUAAGCACUGACAUUCAUUAUGGUAUAAAAUCAAACAGUUUGGCUUUCAUUAAGCGGACACCGGUAAUUGAUGCAGACAAGCCUGUGUCAUCCCAGCUCAGAGUUCUCACUCUCAGUGAAGAUUCUCCCUAUGAAACUUUGCAUUCCUUCAUUAGCAAUGCUGUUGCUCCGUUCUUUAAGUCCUACAUCAGAGAAUCUGGCAAGGCAGACAGGGAUGGGGAUAAAAUGGCUCCCUCAGUUGAGAAAAAAAUUGCAGAACUUGAAAUGGGACUUUUGCAUCUUCAGCAGAAUAUUGAAAUACCAGAGAUUAGUUUACCAAUUCAUCCAAUUAUCACUAAUGUUGCCAAGCAAUGCUAUGAACGUGGAGAAAAGCCAAAGGUUACAGAUUUUGGUGAUAAAGUGGAAGACCCAACUUUUCUCAACCAACUACAAUCUGGAGUUAACCGCUGGAUUAGAGAAAUCCAAAAGGUGACCAAAUUAGAUCGGGAUCCUGCAUCAGGCACUGCUUUGCAAGAAAUCAGCUUCUGGCUCAAUUUGGAACGUGCUCUUUACCGUAUUCAGGAGAAGCGUGAAAGCCCUGAAGUUCUAUUAACAUUAGAUAUCUUGAAGCAUGGUAAACGUUUUCAUGCUACUGUUAGCUUUGAUACAGACACAGGUCUGAAGCAGGCAUUGGAGACAGUAAAUGAUUAUAAUCCAUUAAUGAAAGACUUCCCUCUAAAUGAUUUAUUGUCUGCAACUGAACUGGAUAAAAUAAGACAGGCAUUGGUGGCAAUAUUCACUCACCUGAGAAAAAUAAGAAAUACAAAAUAUCCUAUUCAAAGAGCUCUGCGCUUAGUGGAAGCCAUUUCAAGAGACUUAAGUUCCCAGUUACUCAAAGUAUUGGGCACACGAAAACUGAUGCAUGUUGCCUAUGAAGAAUUUGAGAAGGUCAUGGUUGCAUGCUUUGAAGUCUUCCAAUCUUGGGAUGAUGAAUACGAGAAACUGCAGGUCUUACUAAGAGACAUUGUGAAAAGAAAGCGAGAAGAGAAUCUGAAGAUGGUAUGGCGUAUCAAUCCUGCUCACAGAAAGCUGCAGGCUCGUCUUGAUCAAAUGAGGAAGUUUCGGAGACAGCAUGAACAGUUAAGAGCAGUCAUUGUCAGAGUGCUAAGACCUCAGGUUACUGCUGUGGCCCAGCAAAAUCAGGGAGACGUGCCUGAGCCUCAAGAUAUGAAAGUAGCAGAAGUGUUGUUUGAUGCCGCUGAUGCUAACGCAAUUGAGGAAGUAAAUCUUGCUUAUGAGAACGUUAAAGAAGUAGAUGGCUUGGAUGUUUCCAAAGAAGGUACAGAAGCCUGGGAAGCUGCAAUGAAGCGAUAUGAUGAAAGAAUUGAUAGAGUUGAAACCCGCAUUACUGCUCGCCUAAGAGAUCAGCUCGGCACAGCAAAGAAUGCCAAUGAAAUGUUCAGAAUCUUCUCCAGAUUUAAUGCUCUGUUUGUUCGGCCCCAUAUUAGAGGUGCUAUCCGUGAAUACCAAACACAGUUAAUCCAGCGUGUGAAAGAUGACAUAGAAUCACUUCAUGACAAGUUCAAAGUUCAGUAUCCUCAAAGUCAGGCUUGCAAAAUGAGUCAUGUUCGAGAUUUGCCUCCAGUAGCAGGAUCUAUAAUCUGGGCUAAACAGAUUGACAGGCAACUUACAGCUUAUAUGAAGCGUGUUGAAGAUGUUCUUGGAAAGGGUUGGGAGAACCAUGUAGAAGGGCAGAAGCUAAAGCAAGAUGGAGAUAGCUUCCGUAUGAAACUCAACACUCAAGAAAUAUUUGAUGAUUGGGCUCGGAAGGUUCAGCAGCGAAACCUUGGUGUCUCUGGUCGCAUUUUUACCAUUGAGAGUACUCGUGUGAGAGGCAGAACAGGAAAUGUCCUCAAGCUAAAAGUUAACUUCCUCCCAGAAAUAAUUACAUUAUCAAAAGAAGUCCGUAACCUCAAGUGGCUUGGAUUUCGGGUUCCUCUUGCAAUAGUCAACAAAGCUCACCAAGCCAAUCAGCUAUAUCCUUUUGCCAUCUCUUUGAUCGAGAGUGUUCGCACAUAUGAACGUACUUGUGAAAAGGUGGAAGAACGAAAUACCAUUUCUCUCUUGGUUGCGGGUCUCAAAAAAGAAGUGCAGGCUUUGAUCGGAGAGGGCAUUGCACUGGUGUGGGAAUCUUACAAACUUGAUCCUUAUGUCCAGCGAUUGGCAGAGACUGUCUUCAACUUCCAGGAAAAGGUGGAUGACUUGCUUAUCAUUGAAGAGAAAAUAGACCUGGAAGUCAGAUCUUUGGAAACAUGCAUGUAUGAUCACAAAACCUUCUCUGAAAUUUUAAACAGAGUUCAGAAGGCUGUAGACGAUUUGAAUCUUCAUUCAUAUUCCAACUUGCCAAUCUGGGUGAAUAAAUUAGAUAUGGAGAUUGAGAGAAUACUAGGAGUUCGUCUGCAAGCUGGGUUGAGAGCAUGGACACAAGUACUUCUUGGUCAAGCUGAUGACAAAGCAGAAGUAGAUAUGGAUACAGAUGCUCCACAAGUCAGUCAUAAACCAGGUGGAGAGCCCAAAAUCAAAAACGUUGUGCAUGAACUCCGAAUAACCAAUCAGGUGAUCUAUUUGAAUCCACCAAUUGAAGACUGCAGAUACAAACUCUUCCAAGAAUUGUUUGCUUGGAAGACGGUAAUAUUAUCACUUCCUAGAAUCCAAAGUCAGAGAUACCAGGUUGGUGUACACUAUGAGUUAUCAGAAGAAGAAAAGUUUUAUCGUAAUGCUUUGACACGGAUGCCAGAUGGUCCUUCAGCUCUGGAGGAGGCUUAUUCUGCAGUCAAGGGGAUUGUAACAGAGGUUGAACAAUAUGUUAAGGUUUGGCUACAGUACCAGUGCUUAUGGGAUAUGCAAGCUGAAAAUAUCUAUAACCGACUUGGAGAAGACUUAAACAAGUGGCAGGCACUGUUGGUUCAAAUCAGAAAAGCCAGAGGAACCUUUGACAAUGCAGAAACUAGGAAGGAAUUUGGGCCUGUUAUCAUAGAUUAUGGAAAGGUUCAGUCCAAAGUGAACUUGAAGUAUGACUCCUGGCAUAAAGAAGUACUGAGCAAAUUUGGUCAAAUGCUGGGCCAAAACAUGACAGAGUUCCACUCUCAGAUUUCCAAGUCACGUCAAGAAUUGGAGCAACAUUCAGUGGAUACAGCUAGCACAUCUGAUGCUGUAACAUUUAUCACAUAUGUGCAAUCACUGAAACGCAAAAUCAAGCAGUUUGAGAAACAAGUUGAGCUAUACCGUAAUGGCCAACGCUUACUUGAGAAGCAGAGAUUCCAGUUUCCUUCAUCCUGGUUGUAUAUUGACAACAUUGAAGGAGAAUGGGGUGCUUUCAAUGAUAUUAUGCGAAGAAAAGAUUCUGCCAUUCAGCAGCAAGUAGCAAACUUGCAGAUGAAGAUUGUUCAAGAAGAUCGAGCUGUAGAAAGCCGCACAGUGGACUUACUGACAGACUGGGAGAAGACAAAGCCUGUAACAGGCAACCUGCGUCCAGAGGAGGCUCUCCAAGCACUUACCAUCUAUGAAGGGAAAUUUGGAAGGUUGAAAGAUGACCGUGAAAAAUGUGCAAAGGCCAAAGAAGCUCUGGAGCUUACUGAUACAGGACUUCUCAGUGGCAGUGAAGAACGUGUCCAAGUUGCCUUAGAAGAGCUACAGGACCUUAAAGGAGUCUGGUCUGAGCUUUCAAAAGUUUGGGAACAGAUUGAUCAAAUGAAGGAACAGCCUUGGGUUUCUGUACAACCCAGAAAGCUUCGACAAAGUUUAGAUGGCUUACUAAACCAGCUGAAGAAUUUUCCUGCUCGGCUACGUCAAUAUGCUUCCUAUGAAUAUGUUCAGAGACUUCUGAAGGGUUACAUGAAGAUAAAUAUGUUGGUAAUUGAGCUGAAAUCAGAAGCUCUUAAAGAUCGUCACUGGAAACAACUGAUGAAGAGGCUGCAUGUCAAUUGGGUGGUUUCUGAACUAACUCUGGGGCAGAUUUGGGAUGUUGACUUGCAGAAGAAUGAAUUGAUUGUGAAGGAUGUGCUACUGGUGGCACAGGGAGAGAUGGCACUGGAAGAAUUCUUGAAGCAGAUACGUGAAGUAUGGAAUACCUAUGAGUUGGAUUUGGUUAAUUAUCAGAACAAAUGUCGUUUGAUUCGUGGUUGGGAUGACCUCUUCAACAAGGUCAAAGAGCACAUCAACAGUGUAUCUGCAAUGAAGCUUUCUCCAUACUACAAGGUAUUUGAAGAAGAUGCCCUUAGCUGGGAAGACAAACUGAAUCGAAUUAUGGCACUCUUUGAUGUCUGGAUAGAUGUCCAGAGGCGCUGGGUUUACUUGGAAGGCAUCUUCACGGGUAGUGCCGAUAUCAAACAUCUGCUGCCAGUUGAAACCCAGAGGUUCCAAAGCAUCAGUACAGAGUUUCUGGCUCUCAUGAAAAAGGUAUCAAAAUCUCCCUUGGUAAUGGAUGUUCUGAAUAUUCAGGGUGUACAGAGAUCUCUGGAAAGAUUAGCAGACUUGCUUGGAAAGAUCCAAAAAGCCUUGGGAGAAUACCUGGAGAGAGAGAGAGCUUCUUUCCCUCGGUUCUAUUUUGUUGGGGAUGAAGACUUGCUCGAAAUCAUUGGAAACAGCAAAAAUGUAGCUAAACUGCAGAAACAUUUCAAGAAGAUGUUUGCUGGAGUGUCAAGCAUUAUCCUUAACGAAGACAACUCCAUUGUUCUCGGGAUAUCAUCACGUGAGGGAGAGGAGGUGAUAUUCAAAACUCCUGUGUCAAUCACUGAGCAUCCAAAGAUCAAUGAGUGGCUCACACUUGUUGAAAAAGAAAUGAGGGUAACACUUGCCAAACUUCUUGCUGAGUCUGAAACAGAAAUUGAGAUCUUUGGCAAAGCAACUUCAAUUGAUCCAGCUACUUACAUCUCAUGGAUUGACAAAUAUCAGGCCCAACUUGUUGUCCUUUCAGCUCAGAUUGCCUGGUCAGAAAAUGUGGAGUCUGCUUUGAACAGCAUGGGUGGAGGUGGUGAUAGUACUCCUCUGCAAUCUGUGCUGACCAAUGUCGAAGCGACACUGAAUGUGCUUGCAGACUCCGUGUUGAUGGAGCAGCCUCCUCUCCGCAGAAAAAAACUGGAACACCUUAUCACUGAAUUGGUGCACCAAAGAGAUGUUACAAGAUCAUUGAUCAAAAGCAGAAUUGACAACUCCAAAUCAUUUGAUUGGUUGAGCCAGAUGAGGUUCUACUUUGAUCCUAAACAAACAGAUGUCCUGCAGCAACUAUCCAUUCAGAUGGCUAAUGCCAAAUUCAACUAUGGCUUUGAGUACCUUGGAGUUCAAGAUAAACUGGUGCAGACUCCUCUUACUGAUCGUUGUUACCUGACAAUGACGCAAGCUUUGGAGGCCAGGCUGGGAGGUUCUCCAUUUGGACCUGCUGGAACUGGUAAAACAGAAUCUGUUAAAGCUCUUGGACAUCAGCUUGGAAGAUUUGUUCUUGUUUUCAACUGUGAUGAAACAUUUGAUUUCCAGGCAAUGGGCCGCAUCUUUGUGGGCCUCUGUCAAGUAGGUGCAUGGGGCUGCUUUGAUGAGUUUAACAGACUUGAGGAGCGAAUGCUUUCUGCUGUUUCUCAGCAAGUCCAGUGCAUUCAGGAAGCCUUGCGAGAACACUCAAAUCCAAACUAUGACAAAUCUGCCGCCCCUAUUACCUGUGAAUUGCUAAACAAACAAGUGAAAGUGAGUCCAGAUAUGGCAAUCUUCAUCACAAUGAACCCUGGCUAUGCGGGUCGAUCAAAUCUUCCAGACAACUUGAAGAAACUGUUCCGUAGUUUGGCCAUGACAAAGCCUGACCGUCAACUGAUUGCUCAGGUCAUGUUGUAUUCCCAAGGAUUUCGGACAGCUGAAGUGCUUGCCAACAAGAUUGUCCCCUUCUUUAAACUGUGUGAUGAGCAGCUCUCCUCUCAAAGCCAUUAUGAUUUCGGCUUGAGAGCUUUGAAAAGUGUGCUGGUCAGUGCGGGCAAUGUGAAAAGAGAAAGAAUUCAGAGAAUAAAGCGAGAGAAGGAAGAGCGUGGUGAAGUUGUUGAUGAAGGAGAAAUUGCUGAGAAUUUACCAGAACAGGAGAUUCUGAUCCAGAGUGUUUGUGAAACUAUGGUACCAAAACUGGUUGCAGAAGACAUACCAUUGCUUUUCAGUCUCUUGUCAGAUGUGUUCCCUGGCAUUCAGUAUCACCGAGGAGAAAUGACUGCACUGAGGGAGGAACUUAAGAAAGUCUGUCAGGAAAUGUACCUCACAUAUGGUGAUGGAGAAGAUAUUGGUAGUAUGUGGGUGGAAAAGGUUCUUCAGCUCUAUCAAAUUACCCAGAUCAACCAUGGUUUGAUGAUGGUCGGUCCUUCUGGGAGUGGAAAGAGCAUGGCUUGGAGAGUGCUGUUGAAAGCUCUGGAGAGACUAGAGGGUGUGGAAGGUGUUGCACAUAUAAUUGAUCCCAAAGCUAUCAGCAAAGACCAUCUUUAUGGUACUUUAGAUCCCAACACCAGAGAGUGGACAGACGGGUUGUUUACCCAUGUCUUAAGAAAAAUUAUAGAUAAUGUGAGAGGGGAACUGCAAAAACGACAGUGGAUUAUCUUUGAUGGAGAUGUUGAUCCCGAGUGGGUUGAAAAUUUGAACUCCGUUCUGGAUGACAAUAAGUUGCUGACAUUACCAAAUGGAGAACGUCUGAGCCUUCCACCGAAUGUGCGCAUCAUGUUUGAAGUUCAAGAUUUGAAAUAUGCCACUCUAGCCACAGUGUCACGAUGUGGCAUGGUUUGGUUCAGUGAAGAUGUUUUAAGUACUGACAUGAUUUUCAGUAAUUUCUUGGCCCGGCUGAGAAGUAUCCCCCUCGAUGAAGGUGAAGAAGAAGCUCAGCGCAGGAGAAAAGGAAAAGAAGAUGAAAGUGAAGAAACAGCAUCUCCAAUGUUGCAGAUUCAAAGAGAUGCAGCAACAAUUAUGCAGCCAUAUUUCACAUCUAAUGGACUGGUGACAAAGGCACUUGAACAUGCUUUUAAACUGGAGCACAUUAUGGACCUCACCCGAUUACGCUGUCUUGGUUCUCUCUUCUCCAUGCUUCACCAAGCAUGCCGCAAUGUAGCACAGUAUAAUGCCAACCAUCCAGACUUUCCAAUGCAAAUAGAUCAACUAGAACGCUACAUCCAGAGAUACCUAGUGUAUGCAAUCCUGUGGUCGUUCUCUGGAGACAGCCGUCUGAAAAUGAGAGCAGAGCUAGGUGAAUAUAUCAGAAGAAUUACUACAGUGCCACUGCCUAGUGCACCAAAUAUACCCAUAAUCGAUUAUGAGGUCUCCAUCACUGGUGAAUGGGUGCCUUGGCAGUCAAAGGUCCCACAAAUUGAAGUUGAGACUCACAAAGUUGCAGCUCCUGAUGUUGUUGUGCCAACGCUUGACACUGUUCGCCAUGAAGCUUUGCUGUAUACUUGGCUUGCAGAGCACAAACCACUGGUACUCUGUGGCCCACCAGGAUCUGGAAAGACCAUGACUCUCUUUAGUGCACUCAGGGCCUUGCCUGACAUGGAGGUGGUUGGCUUGAAUUUCUCCAGUGCUACCACUCCAGAACUACUCCUGAAAACAUUUGAUCACUAUUGUGAGUACAGGCGUACACCUAAUGGUGUGGUGUUAGCUCCAGUUCAGCUGGGAAAAUGGCUGGUACUCUUCUGUGAUGAAAUCAACUUGCCGGAUAUGGAUAAAUAUGGUACACAGAGGGUCAUAUCCUUUAUUAGACAGAUGGUAGAGCAUGGAGGUUUCUACCGUACAUCAGACCAGACCUGGGUGAAAUUGGAACGAAUUCAGUUUGUUGGUGCAUGCAAUCCACCUACAGAUCCUGGAAGAAAACCUCUUUCACAUAGAUUCUUGCGCCAUGUUCCUGUUGUAUAUGUGGACUACCCUGGGCCAGCUUCACUCACUCAAAUUUAUGGCACUUUCAAUCGUGCUAUGUUGAGACUUAUUCCAUCUCUCCGCACAUAUGCAGAACCACUCACUGCUGCAAUGGUUGAGUUCUACACAAUGUCACAGGAAAGGUUUACUCAAGAUACACAGCCACACUAUAUCUAUUCACCCCGUGAAAUGACUCGAUGGGUGCGAGGUAUCUUUGAAGCUCUGAGACCUCUGGAAACAUUGCCUGUUGAAGGACUCAUUAGAAUUUGGGCACAUGAAGCCUUGCGUCUCUUCCAGGACAGGCUUGUGGAAGAUGAGGAGAGACGAUGGACUGAUGAAAACAUUGAUAUGGUGGCUCUGAAACACUUCCCCAAUAUAGACAAAGAGAAAGCUAUGUGCAGACCCAUUCUCUACAGCAAUUGGCUUUCAAAGGAUUAUAUCCCAGUUGACCAAGAGGAGUUAAGAGAUUAUGUUAAAGCUAGACUGAAAGUUUUCUACGAAGAAGAACUUGAUGUGCCGCUUGUCUUAUUCAAUGAAGUAUUAGAUCAUGUGCUACGAAUUGACAGAAUCUUCCGUCAGCCUCAGGGGCACUUACUUCUCAUUGGUGUCAGUGGAGCAGGAAAAACUACUCUGUCGCGAUUCGUGGCAUGGAUGAAUGGUUUAAGUGUCUACCAAAUUAAGGUACAUAGAAAGUACACUGGGGAAGAUUUUGAUGAAGAUCUAAGAACAGUAUUGAGACGGUCUGGCUGUAAGAAUGAGAAAAUUGCAUUCAUAAUGGAUGAAUCAAAUGUACUUGAUUCUGGAUUUCUGGAGCGAAUGAAUACUCUUCUGGCCAAUGGAGAGGUCCCUGGACUGUUUGAAGGAGAUGAAUAUGCCACGCUUAUGACUCAGUGUAAGGAAGGAGCCCAGAAAGAGGGCUUGAUGUUGGACUCACAUGAAGAACUUUAUAAGUGGUUCACUAGUCAAGUGAUCCGAAAUCUCCACGUAGUUUUUACAAUGAAUCCAUCUUCAGAAGGGUUGAAAGAUAGAGCAGCUACAUCUCCAGCCCUCUUCAACAGGUGUGUUUUGAACUGGUUUGGAGACUGGUCCACUGAGGCACUUUAUCAAGUUGGUAAAGAAUUCACUAGUAAAAUGGAUCUUGAGAAACCAAAUUACAUUGUGCCAGAUUACAUGCCAGUUGUCUAUGACAAGCUGCCACAGCCUCCAUCACAUAGAGAAGCUAUUGUAAACAGUUGUGUGUUUGUUCAUCAGACACUUCAUCAGGCUAAUGCUCGACUGGCAAAACGAGGUGGCAGAACAAUGGCCAUCACUCCUCGUCAUUAUUUGGACUUCAUCAACCACUAUGCAAAUUUAUUCAAUGAAAAGAGGAGUGAACUGGAAGAGCAGCAGAUGCAUUUGAAUGUUGGGCUCAGGAAGAUAAAGGAAACUGUUGACCAGGUAGAAGAACUGCGCCGUGACUUAAGAAUAAAAAGCCAGGAGCUUGAAGUGAAGAAUGCAGCAGCUAAUGAUAAAUUAAAAAAGAUGGUAAAAGAUCAGCAAGAAGCAGAGAAGAAAAAGGUUAUGAGCCAAGAAAUUCAAGAACAGUUACACAAACAGCAAGAGGUCAUUGCUGAUAAGCAGAUGAGUGUGAAAGAAGAUCUGGAUAAAGUAGAGCCUGCAGUUAUUGAGGCACAGAAUGCGGUGAGCUCUAUAAAGAAACAACAUCUUGUUGAAGUAAGAACCAUGGCCAAUCCACCUCCUGCAGUAAAACUGGCUUUAGAAUCAAUCUGUCUCUUGUUGGGUGAAGAGACAAGUGACUGGAAAAAGAUCAGGCCAGUUAUUCUCAGAGAUAAUUUCAUCAGCAGCAUUGUCAACUUUAAUAUUGAAGAUACGAGUGAUGCCAUCCGGGAGAAGAUGAAGAAGAACUAUUUAUCAAAUCCAAGCUAUAAUUAUGAAAUUGUGAACAGAGCAUCUUUGGCUUGUGGACCUAUGGUAAAAUGGGCUAUUGCACAGUUGAAUUAUGCUGACAUGUUGAAACGAGUAGAGCCCCUGAGGAAUGAGCUGCAGAAACUUGAAGAUGAUGCCAAAGACAACCAACAGAAGGCCAAUGAAGUUGAGCAGAUGAUUAGAGACCUGGAGACCAGCAUUGCCCGUUACAAGGAGGAGUAUGCUGUGCUGAUUUCUGAAGCUCAGGCUAUUAAGGCAGAUCUAGCUGCUGUGGAAGCAAAAGUAAAUCGCAGCACAGCUCUUUUGAAGAGCUUGUCUGCUGAACGUGAAAGAUGGGAGAAAACAAGUGAAACCUUCAAGAAUCAGAUGUCCACAAUUGCAGGAGACUGUUUGCUCUCAGGAGCAUUUAUUGCUUACGCUGGCUAUUUUGACCAACAGAUGCGACAAAAUCUGUUCACAACUUGGUCCCAUCACUUGCAACAGGCAAAUAUUCAGUUCCGUACAGAUAUUGCUAGAACAGAAUACUUGUCGAAUGCAGAUGAACGUCUCCGUUGGCAAGCAAGUUCUCUCCCUGCAGAUGACUUGUGCACAGAAAAUGCAAUAAUGCUCAAGAGAUUUAACAGGUAUCCCUUAAUUAUUGACCCUUCGGGCCAAGCUACAGAAUUCAUCAUGAAUGAAUACAAGGACCGUAAAAUAACCCGUACUAGCUUUUUGGAUGAUGCGUUCAGAAAGAAUUUGGAAAGUGCACUGCGAUUUGGUAAUCCUCUGCUUGUCCAGGAUGUGGAGAGCUAUGACCCUGUUCUGAAUCCUGUGCUGAACCGUGAAGUCCGUAGAACUGGUGGUCGAGUUCUUAUUACUUUGGGAGAUCAAGAUAUUGAUUUAUCACCAUCAUUUGUAAUAUUCCUUUCCACCAGGGAUCCAACAGUUGAGUUUCCACCAGAUCUCUGUUCCCGUGUGACAUUUGUCAACUUCACAGUAACUCGUAGCAGCUUACAGAGUCAAUGCCUAAAUGAGGUACUGAAAGCUGAAAGACCAGAUGUGGAUGAGAAACGUUCUGAUCUCCUCAAACUUCAAGGUGAAUUCCAGCUGCGUUUGCGGCAGCUAGAAAAAUCUCUUCUCCAAGCCCUCAAUGAAGUAAAAGGACGUAUCUUGGAUGAUGAUACCAUCAUAACCACUUUGGAGAACCUAAAGAGAGAGGCAGCUGAGGUUACUAGAAAAGUAGAAGAAACCGAUAUUGUCAUGCAAGAGGUGGAAACAGUGUCUCAGCAAUAUCUCCCACUUUCUACUGCAUGUAGCAGUAUUUACUUCACAAUGGAGUCAUUGAAGCAGAUACACUUCCUGUAUCAGUAUUCUCUUCAGUUUUUCUUGGAUAUCUAUCAUAAUGUCUUAUAUGAGAACCCAAAUUUGAAGGGAAUUACAGACCAUACCCAGCGUCUCUCUAUUAUCACGAAAGAUCUGUUCCAGGUGGCAUUCAAUAGAGUUGCUCGUGGCAUGCUACAUCAGGAUCACAUAACCUUUGCAAUGCUGUUGGCCAGAAUAAAACUGAAAGGCACUAUAGGAGAGCCUACGUAUGAUGCAGAAUUCCAGCAUUUCCUGAGAGGGAAAGAAAUUGUACUCAGCAAUACGGUUCUCCCCAAAAUUAGUGGCCUGACCUUAGAACAACUGGAAGCUAUGAUGAGACUGAGCUGCCUUUCUUCCUUUAAGGACCUUGUUUCUAAAGUCAAAGCUGAUGAUCAAUUCUGCAUUUGGCUGGAUAGCAGUUCACCAGAGCAGACUGUGCCCUAUCUUUGGACAGAAGACAAACCUGCAACAUCCAUCGGACAGGCCAUACAUCGCUUGCUUUUGAUCCAAGCUUUCCGCCCUGAUCGUUUAUUGGCAAUGGCGCAUCAGUUUGUUUCCACAAAUCUUGGAGAAAAUUUUAUGUCCAUUAUGGAGCAGCCCUUGGAUCUGGCUCACAUUGUAGAUACUGAGGUGAAGCCUAACACACCUGUGUUGAUGUGCUCUGUACCUGGCUAUGAUGCCAGUGGACAUGUUGAAGACCUUGCUGCAGAGCAAAAUACACAGAUCACCUCUAUUGCUAUUGGUUCUGCUGAAGGAUUUAACCAAGCUGAUAAAGCAAUCAAUACAGCAGUAAAGUCAGGCAGGUGGGUCAUGUUGAAGAAUGUCCACUUGGCACCUGGAUGGCUGAUGCAACUGGAAAAGAAGCUGCAUUCCCUUCAGCCUCAUGCAUGCUUUAGAUUGUUCCUUACAAUGGAGAUUAAUCCAAAAGUGCCAGUAAACUUGUUACGUGCUGGAAGAAUUUUUGUGUUUGAACCACCACCUGGUGUAAAGGCCAAUAUGUUGAGAACCUUUAGCAGCAUCCCUGUGUCUAGAAUGUGCAAGUCACCAAACGAGCGUGCACGUCUCUAUUUCCUUCUUGCAUGGUUCCAUGCUAUUAUUCAAGAACGUCUGCGAUAUGCUCCUCUUGGCUGGUCAAAAAAAUAUGAAUUUGGAGAAUCUGAUUUAAGAUCUGCAUGUGAUACCGUGGAUACAUGGCUUGAUGAUACAGCAAAGGGUCGUCAGAAUAUCUCACCUGACAAGAUUCCAUGGUCUGCCCUGAAGACUCUGAUGGCUCAGUCAAUUUACGGCGGCCGCAUUGAUAACGAGUUUGACCAACGGUUAUUGAACACUUUCCUGGAGCGACUCUUUACCACGCUAAGCUUUGACAGUGAAUUCAAAUUGGCUUCCAAAGUUGAUGGGCAUAAAGACAUACAGAUGCCAGAUGGAAUCCGACGUGAAGAAUUUGUACAAUGGGUUGAAUUGCUGCCAGAUACACAAACUCCCUCCUGGCUUGGAUUACCAAAUAAUGCUGAGAAGGUUCUUCUCACCACACAAGGUAUUGAUAUGAUCAGUAAAAUGCUGAAAAUGCAGAUGCUAGAAGAUGAAGAUGAUUUAGCCUAUGCAGAGACAGAGAAGAAGGCACGAACAGAUUCUACAUCCGAUGGUCGCCCCGCCUGGAUGCGGACACUGCACACUACUGCUUCCAACUGGCUCCAUCUCAUCCCACAAACUCUGAAUCAUCUAAAACGAACUGUGGAAAACAUUAAGGACCCAUUGUUCAGAUUCUUUGAAAGAGAAGUGAAAAUGGGAGCAAAACUCCUUCAGGAUGUCCGCCAAGAUCUUGCAGAUGUAGUUCAAGUGUGUGAAGGAAAGAAGAAGCAAACCAAUUAUCUACGGAUGCUUAUUAAUGAAUUGGUAAAAGGUAUAUUGCCUCAUAGCUGGUCUCACUAUACUGUACCCGCUGGCAUGACAGUCAUACAGUGGGUGUCUGACUUCAGCGAACGAAUUAAACAGCUGCAGAAUAUCUCCCAGGCUGCUGCUUCAGGUGGUGCAAAGGAACUAAAGAACAUUCAUGUCUGCCUGGGAGGCCUGUUUGUACCCGAGGCUUACAUUACUGCUACAAGGCAAUAUGUAGCUCAAGCUAACAGCUGGUCCCUGGAAGAACUCUGCCUAGAAGUCAAUGUUACCACCACUCAGAAUGCAGUAUUGGAUGCCUGCAGUUUUGGAGUAACCGGGCUGAAACUUCAAGGAGCCACGUGUAACAACAACAAGCUGUCACUUUCCAAUGCUAUUUCAACAGUACUGCCCAUAACUCAACUUCGCUGGAUCAGACAGACAAAUGCUGAUAAAAAGUCUAAUGUGGUGACCCUGCCUGUUUAUCUGAACUUUACUCGGGCUGAUCUGAUCUUCACUGUUGACUUUGAAAUUGCUACCAAGGAAGAUCCUCGUAGCUUCUAUGAACGUGGUGUGGCUGUCCUGUGCACUGAGUAAAUGGUUCUAUAUUGGUACAUUAAUAUUGAAUUAAUAAUUAAAUACAGCUUUACAGCAUUA